AUGGAGACCAGAGCUUUCUGGCUGCUGCUGCUGGUUGUGACCUUGGGGUCCUCGGGUUGGGCUGCUGAGUUUGUUGGACUGUCGGAACACCUAUGCACGGUCCCCGCCAAGGACAGGGUGGACUGCGGCUACCCCCGGGUCACCAAGCAGGAGUGCAACAACCGGGGCUGCUGCUUUGACAACAGCAUACGGAAUGUUCCCUGGUGCUUCAAGCCUCUACAGGAGACAGAAUGCACGUUCUGAAGCUUGCCUGCUGUCGCCUUGCAAGGGGCCCCAGCUCCAGAGGCUGAGAGUCCCACCCCUGCCUCUGGCCAGCAUGCUGCUGAGUUGGAUUAAUGG
Molecule: messenger RNA, 339 nt
Organism: Octodon degus (degu)
Lineage: Eukaryota; Metazoa; Chordata; Mammalia; Rodentia; Octodontidae
Gene: Tff3
Product: trefoil factor 3
Exons: 3
Coding region: 1-243 (80 amino acids)
Biological process (GO): maintenance of gastrointestinal epithelium
Source: RefSeq, a predicted model, not a curated record